Messenger RNA from Penaeus indicus, 1869 nucleotides. Its product is annotated as opsin, ultraviolet-sensitive-like. Gene Ontology annotation, molecular function: G protein-coupled photoreceptor activity. Gene Ontology annotation, biological process: cellular response to light stimulus; phototransduction; G protein-coupled receptor signaling pathway. The record is from RefSeq and is a predicted model, not a curated record. Lineage: Eukaryota; Metazoa; Arthropoda; Malacostraca; Decapoda; Penaeidae. The transcript is spliced from 9 exons. Bases 44 to 1222 code for a protein of 392 amino acids. Gene Ontology annotation, cellular component: plasma membrane.
UUCCUGCCAUUUGCUCCCUCCAUACAGUGUGAAAGUUGGCGCCAUGUCGAUGCUGGAUAGGCCACACGUCCUAACCGCCGCUGAGCUGGCCAACGUCACCGAUGGAGCCGACGCCGCCUCGCCACCCUACCUGUCGGGUGCCGUGGCGAGCGGGCGUUACGAGGUGAAGAUGCUAGGUUGGAACACCCCUCCGGAGUACAUGGAUUUCGUCAACCCUUACUGGAAGACGUUCGAGGCACCUAACCCCUUUCUUCACUACAUGCUCGGCGUCUUCUACAUCUUCUUCAUGUUCGCUGCUCUCUGUGGCAAUGGCGUUGUGCUAUGGGUCUUCACGUCAGCUAAGAGCCUCCGAACGCCCUCUAACAUGUUCGUGGUGAACCUCGCCCUCCUCGACUUCAUCAUGAUGCUCAAGACGCCCGUGUUUAUCAUCAACUCCUUCAACGAGGGACCUAUUUGGGGCAAGUUCGGCUGCGACAUCUUCGCUCUCAUGGGGUCGUACUCUGGGAUCUCAGGCGCCAUGACCAACGCAGCCAUCGCCUACGACAGAUAUAAGACAAUUGCAAAGCCGUUUGAACCCAAGAUUAAGUCCGGCACAGCGUUCCUGAUCGUGCUGGGAACUUGGGCCUAUGCUACUCCCUGGUGCAUGAUGCCUCUCUUCGGGAUCUGGGGGAGGUUCGUUCCAGAGGGAUUCCUAACGACCUGUUCCUUCGAUUACCUGACGGAGGACGAGAACACCCGCACCUUCGUGGCCGCUAUCUUCUUCUUCUCCUACAUCGUGCCCGGUUUCUUCAUCGUGUUCUUCUACAGCCAGAUCUUCAGCCAUGUCCGAGCUCAUGAGAAGGCGAUGAGGGCCCAGGCCAAGAAGAUGAACGUUGACAACCUACGAAGUGUUGGCAGCAAAGAAGACCAGGAGAAAUCCGCCGAGAUCCGCAUUGCCAAGGUCUGCAUGGGACUCUUUUUCAUGUUCCUCGUGUCGUGGACUCCGUAUGCUGUCGUAGCCCUCAUCGGCGCUUUCGGAAACCGGUCUGUUCUCACGCCCCUUGUAUCAAUGAUCCCAGCUCUAACCUGCAAAACCAUGGCUUGUAUCGACCCCUGGGUUUACGCCAUCAACCAUCCGAGAUACAGGUUGGAGUUGCAGAAGAGAUUGCCUUGGUUCUGCAUCCACGAAGAAAAGCCUCAGGACACCGUUUCCCAGGCCUCCAACAACACCGAAAAAGCUUAAAAAAGACAGAUGACGAUGUUCUUGCCGCGGUUGACAAAGCCACUUGCUUUCGCUUCGAACACGAUGAAAACUAUGACGAAAAUAAUAAUGAUGAUGAUAUUAAACCUCAGCUAAUGCAGACACGAACACACUAGAAAACAGAGAGAGUAUUGAUUCUUGUUCAAUGCUGUUAUUCGCUACCCUGACUGGGGAUAAUUUCGUAAAAUAAUAGAUCUUUAGUAUACACAAAAUGAACAAAGUACAUACAGUGUACAUUCACUUUGACUCUCUCCAGAAAAAAUACAAAACGAAGAGAAACAAAAGAGUGGCGUCUGUCGAAAGGUUUCAGAUGAUGGAUUUUCUCCUAUUUAGUUUCUUCCACGUCCACGUAUAGAGGGAACGGAGCUGCCCUAACACAUCCCCUCGCUACACACAGCCGUGUGAUGCAAAUCAUCUCAAAGCAGUAACGUCUUCGUUGCCACCACACCUCCACCUCCGUUUGGAAGGAGUGCGGGUCCGAGAGGGAUGAGGUGAAAGAGUGGGUCCGGGAGGGCUAGUCAUCCCCCUGGAGAAGGAUGGAUGUCCCGGUGCUCCUGCCGCUGUCACUGCCCCUGGAGGGGUAGGUCGGCCUGUGCGGAUCCCUCCUCCAAGCUCAUCUUCCUGCUGUA